This is a messenger RNA of Dermacentor andersoni, 2907 nucleotides long. NCBI's taxonomy places the organism in Eukaryota, Metazoa, Arthropoda, Arachnida, Ixodida, Ixodidae. The record is from RefSeq and is a predicted model, not a curated record.
AUGGAGGCCACUGGCUUACAACUGAUGGAGCUGCGACUGGCCAAUGAAAGGCUCGUCGCCCAGGAUGGCAGGCGAAUGUCUGUGAUUGCACUGGCAUUCACACUGAAGAGUGUCUCCCAGCUGGCAGAAAGGCUCUUUGAUGCUGACCUGUGCAAGUACAUCUGCACGAGAAACCUGAACCACGACCCCUUGGAAAUGUACUUUAGUUGCAGAAGGCAGAGAGGUGGCUGGAAUAACAACCCAUCAGCGGCGCAAUCCCGGCAUGCCUACAGGCAGACCAUAGUGCAUGCAGCUGUUCUCGGCUCAAAGAAUGCCAACGUCACUGCACAGACUGAGGGGAUAUGCCUUUCAAGAAGCCAGGGGCAACCCAGCAGCAAUUCGAGCAACAGCUAUGAAGAGCAGUCAGCUGCAACGGUGAAUGCUCUGCUCGAGCAUGACUAUUUUGCACUGAGCGAAUAUGCCAGUGAAGUAGUCCGCUGCAUCGGUGGCUUCGUGGUUAGGGCAACCAGCAAACACCUUCACUGUGCGGACUGUGCAGCAUUGCUCACCAAUGACACUGUGACUAGCUUGCUCACAUUCAUAAAGGACAAUGGUGGUCUUAUAGAACCAUCGCGCUUUGUGCAUGCAGCAAUGUGUGCAGCGGAGACAGUGCAACGCCAAGGCACCACGACAGGAGACAAUAUUCACAAGAUAACUCUUAGGGCCUUCCAACAAUUUGUGAAGCAACAUGAAGUCGUGCUUCACGAGUGCACACACUACUCUGAGGACCCACAGCAUGUGAUAAGCCUCACAAAAGUGCUCCAAAAAAAGUAUAUCACUCUCCGAAUGAAAGAAAUCGGUAGGCGCCGCACUGAGCAGGAGCGCGGUGCAUACCUCAGACAUGUUUUCACAAAGCGUGUGCUAUUUGCUCACCAGUGAUUGACCAAGCAAGUCAACCUGAGUGGAGAGAUCCUACAUUGCGCACACAAAUCAUAUAAUCUUUUGUGACAAGACAGCUCCUGCAAAGACCGCAAGAGUUGUUGCCUUUGUGUAGUUACAGUACCCCACUUCUGCGAUGCCACAGUUCCUGCAAGCACUGCAACAGCUGCCACUUUUGUGUAGUUACGGGGUCCUGAGUGUUGUGACGAGACAGCUCCUGCAAAGACAGCAAGAGUUGUUGCUUUUGUGUAGUUACAGUACCCCACUUCUGUGAUGCCACAGUUCCUGUAAGCACUGCAACAGCUGCCACUUUUGUGUAGUUACAGGGUCCAGAGUGUUGUGACGAGACAGCUCCUGCAAAGACAGCAAGAGUUGUUACUUUUGUGUAGUUACAAUACCCCACUUCUGUGAUGCCACAGUUCCUGCAAGCACUGCAACAGCUGCCACUUUUGUGUAGUUACAGGGUCCAGAGUGUUGUGACGAGACAGCUCCUGCAAAGACAGCAAGAGUUGUUACUUUUGUGUAGUUACAAUACCCCACUUCUGCUAUGCCACAGCUCCUGCAAACACUGCAACAGCUGCCACUUUUGUGUAGUUACAGGGUCCGUGAGUGUUGUGACGAGACAGCUCUUGCAAAGACUGCAAGAGUAGUCGUUUAUGUGUAGUGACGAUAGCUGACUUCUGUGAUGAGCCAACUGACGCAAAGACAGUAGAAGAGCCGACACUUUUGUGUAUUUGCAUGACGCUGAACUCGUGGCUCUGCCAAUUCUGAUGCAAAUGACCCAGUGGCUGCAUUAUGUGGCCAUUACAAAAAUUAUAGGGGGAGGGGCAAGAUUUGUUCAGCCCCACCACUCUCGCCUCCUCGUGGUUCCCCCUGGGAAACGCUGGGACUUUGGCAUUGCCUUAACCCCAGGAGGCUAAAGAGAGUGGAAAGCAAUAGUUAAAUAGACAAUAGAGCUAAAGCCUCUUUGUUGUUGGCAUGCCAUAUGGAGCAGUCAAGUACAAUUUUCACAUAUAUAAUAUUUUAUAAUGCAAGAACAAUGCUUUGAGAAAUACACACUGUUCUAAAAGAAGAAAAGCAAAGUAAGAGGUUUUAUACAUGAGGAGCUGCAUUAGGUAUUCUGGCAUAGCAAAUUUGUCUAACAAGUUACCACGCAAAGCUCUUGGAGUCCGAUUUACGGACACUGAGCUAAGCCAGCCUAGCUGUGAGAGCCUCACAGGAAAUUUAAUCAAAUUGCUGCGGCUACCAAAUGUAAUUAGAAAUGACUGAUUUUGGUAAUACCCACUUCCAUCCUCUUUACCUCACCAAUGCAAGGCUAAUAAUUUGUGUUAUUUUUAGGUACCUACCGAUGAUGCAAACCGUGCUAGGCCACUCGCGACGACAAGAACUAUUCAUACCACGACAGAACGCGACUGCUCAGCAACAGUAUAUCAUUAAACAACACGGUAAACGAGAGCAUCGAACGACAGAAUCGAAUCAUGCAGCAAUUCCCUUUUGUUUAUCACCAGUGAUGCAGCACGGAAUGCACAAAAUCAUGUGCAGGUCCUCUGAGUCACAAAGCUAGAACAGGCCCAACCAGAGUCACUGCGAUCCAUUUCAAGCUGGCCAUGCUUUUCGGUUAUACCUAGUUGCACCAGUCAGGUUCAAUCAGAACAGUGGAUUUUCUUUUCUCGUGUUGGAACAUUCGCCGCUGGACACUCCGCCCUUUUCAUUAACACAGCUAGUCGCCUGAAGAAUUCAUUUGUCUUUUUCAGGGUGUGCCUAUCACAAACGUUGACAGGGCCAGCGCCUCAAAACAAUACGCGCCUCGGCACACUACAUAAAAAGCGUACUGUGCAAACUUCCAAGGCUAUGCAGAGCACAAUAAUUUCGUGACGUCUUUGUCGCACGAUUGCUCACAACGCUUGUGUUUUGUGGGUCGCCGAGUGCUUCAUUUCUCGCAGCAAAUGUAUGGGUGCAGCGCUAUAAAGCCGGUACUCUGACAUUUUA